Molecule: messenger RNA, 6513 nt
Organism: Corticium candelabrum
Lineage: Eukaryota; Metazoa; Porifera; Homoscleromorpha; Homosclerophorida; Plakinidae
Product: laminin subunit beta-1-like
Biological process (GO): tissue development; animal organ morphogenesis
Source: RefSeq, a predicted model, not a curated record
CAAUCCUGCUAACCGAGUUUCGCGUGCUCGGCAGUGAUUGCAACUGUUGGGCUACACGUCUCAUCAGUGAUGUCCUCUCUCUCUCAACCAGCUCGUGUUCUUCUCCUCUCUGCAGCGCUUAUCGCCGUAGGCGUCAGAGCUCAAACCACAGAUCGGAACCGCAAUUUUGGGGACAUCGCGCUUGGCAGGACGAUUACAGCGACGUCGACUUGCGGUCUGAAUGGACGUCAACAGUACUGCGUUGUCGCGUCUCUAGGCACAGAGAAAUGCUUCGACUGUGAUGCUACAAACCCGCUAGAAGCACACCCUGCGAGCCUCAUGGUCGACCCCGAACCGGCGGAGAAAAGUACAUGGUGGCAGUCCGAGAACGGUGUACAUAAUGUCACCGUGCAGCUCGACUUCGAGACGAAGUUUACGUUCACGCAUCUGGUGUUGACGUUUCAGAGUUUCAGGCCCAAGUCGAUGGUACUGCAACGCUCGACCGAUUUCGGUCAGACGUGGACGGAUUACCAGUACUUUUCGAGCGAUUGUCGGGGGAUGUACGACAUGGCGGACAAGAGUCCUAACGAGAGGGUAACGCUGAAGGAGGUGAUUUGUACGAGCGAGUAUUCAGACCUCGAGCCGUCAACUGGAGGAGAGGUUGUUUUCAGCACGGUGCCGCAUUCAGUGUCAAUCAUUGAUCCAUACGACGAAGAAGUCAUCGAGAGACUGAGCGUGACAAAUUUGAGAAUCAGGCUCGAUAUGUUAAACACGCUCGGCGACGACUUGCUCGAUCCACGACCCGACGUCUUGAGGAAAUAUUACUAUGCAAUUUAUGAUUGGAAUGUCCACGGUCGGUGCUCGUGUAAUGGUCACGCGGACUCUUGUGUUGCUGUCGAGAACAUACGAUUCAGUCCAGAGCUGCAGACAAUAAUGAUCCACGGACAGUGCGAGUGUACUGGCAACACAGUCGGACUGAAUUGUGAGGAAUGUAAGCCGCUGUACAACAACAGAAAAUGGAAACCACAACAAUCGUGUGAACAAUGCGAAUGCUACGGCCACGCAGACAGCUGCAGGUUUGAUGCAGCGGUUUACGAAGCCAACGGCAAGAAAGACGGGGGAGUUUGCAUGAGCUGUAGAGACAACACGGCAGGAAACAAGUGCGAGCAGUGUGCACACGGGUACUACCCGCGUCCCGGCAAACUUUUCACUGACAAAGACAGAUGCGACCGUUGUGACUGUGAUUCGGCUGGUAUACACGGGAAUGGUCACUGUGCGCAGGAGUCGGAUAGCAUUCAGGGUGUUGUGCUGGGUGAUUGUCAGUGUAAGCGCAAUGUGGUCAAACAGAAAUGCGGUGAGUGUCGAGCGGGCACGUGGAAUUUGUCCGCGUCCAAUCCGGAUGGCUGUCAAGAGUGUGAUUGUUACACUGGCGGUACGUUGGACGGUAGCGCCAGCUGCCAUCUUCAAACAGGCCAGUGUUUCUGUAAGAUGUACGUCACUGGAAGACGAUGCGAUGAAUGCAAACCUGGAUAUUACAUGAUGAGACGCUUGAAUCCUAGAGGAUGUGAGAACUGUGACUGUGAUCCGGGUGGAGCAUUGGAUCAUCGCUGUAACCAGCUGACCGGCACUUGCGUGUGCCGAAGCAACAUCCAUCGUCGAAGAUGCACAGCCGUGUGGCCCGGCUACUUCUUUCAAAACUUGGACUACCUUUUGUAUGAGGCCGAGUACAUGACACUAGAGAAUGGGGCAGAUCCGAUUCAUCGUAUCCGUAUCAGUGACGAUGCGGUGACGUGGACAGGACACGGAUUCGCUAAGGUGUCAACAGGUAGCCGACUGAGUUUCAUGUUCAGCAACAUCUCCAUGACGAUGCCAUACGAGUUCCUCAUCCGAUAUGAAUCACAGUCUACGUCACCUGUUUCUCAAGUCAUGGUGACGGUCACUCACAUUCCUGGUGUAAACGGUUAUAAUAUUGACCCAUUGGGUCAUCUGUCUCGCUGCAAUCUCGUCGAGGCCGGUCACAUCCUGCAGUUCUUAGUCAAACUGAAGAAAGCCAACGGAGCAAGUCACGUUGUAUAUGUAGAUCCCAUCUGUCUAUUUGCAAAGGAAACGUACCGCGUCGACAUGUCAUUCCAAAUGAUGAAUUCGGGUGCCGGCUCAACUCUCAUCGAUUCCAUUGUGUUGCUCCCAACUACUGACUCAGUUGGUAUUCUCAAUGAUCUUGCUCUGCAGCAGCAGUGGGAAGAUGCUGACUGUUACAACCGGCGACUUCAAGUGUCACCAAAUGGGGCACGAAGCGAAGUGUGUGAGCGACUCAUGUUCUCUAUCUCUGCGAUUAUCAACAACGGAAGCAUCCCAUGCGAAUGUAAUGCUAAUGGAUCAACGUCACCCAUUUGUCUUCCAUUCGAGGGUCAGUGCAACUGUAAGCCUGGUGUUAUAGGCCGCAGGUGUGAUGUCUGUGCACCGGGACAUUAUGCAAUGAGUGGAUUUGGUUGUGCUGCUUGCAACUGUGAGGUAACGGGCAGCAAGUCUCUCUUCUGUGAUGACCAGACUGGCCAGUGUCCGUGUCUAGAUGGACGCAGUGGCCCACGAUGCGACAACUGCGAACAAUACAGCUACUACAACCGGCACACAGGCCGGUGUAUGCCGUGUGGGUGCGACAAAAACGGGUCCGCGACCCUCGAGUGUGGCACAAACAUCAACGGCAGCUGCUCGUGUAAGCCCGGAGUGGGCGGCCACAAACUCCAGUCCGGAUGCAUUGCAUGCGGAUGCAGCAGCUUGAGCAGCGUAGACAGUCAAUGCGACAGCUCAGGCCAGUGCGAAUGCAAGGAAGGCGCAACGGGAAAGGCUUGCGAUCAAUGCAAACCGAACACGUUUGACAACCUGAAUAUCGACAGCGGCUGUCAGAGUUGCUUCUGCAACGGCUUCAGCUCGUCGUGUAUGUCGGCACCCGGAUGGUACUUGCAUUCAAAAGUCAGUAACUUUGCAAUGAGAUUCGACUUCGAUGGAUGGAGGGCCGACUCGGGGAGAGUCACAUGGGAAACAGGUGAGUUUUUAUUGGCGGAGCCAUUGGGAUCGGCACCUUCAGUCUCGUGGAUGGCGCCGCCUGAAUUCCUCGGCGACAUGAGGACGGCAUAUACUCAACAGCUGCAGUUUGCACUUCGACAGCCGGCUGGAAUUCCUGCCGAUUCUGACCCAUUAGUUGCAUACGUUUUCCUGCAUCGUCGCCGUGACCCAAGCGCCAAGCUCUACCACGUGUUGAAUCCUCCACCGAGCGAAUCAUGGACACUCUACACUAUCUCUCUGAUGUCAACAGAAUGGAGUCGUGGGAAGAUGAAUGGUAACACACCACACACGACGGAGCUCCGAAAGCUUCUCGCUGAUAUUGCAGAGCUGCGCAUCACAACCAUGUAUCCCUCUGGAUUUCCCGGGCAGUUGAAGCAGCAGGCACUCGAUCAAGUGAGGUUGACGUACGCCGCCGAAGACAACAGCACAUCGGAUGUUGCGACUCACGUCGAGGAGUGUACGUGUCCUGAUGGGAGAAUUGGCCGCACGUGUGCCUGGUGUGCGGAGGGGUGGACACGUGAUCCACCAAACAGCGGCGAAUUCAGCGCAUGCGUGAGAUGCUUCUGCUGGGGACAUUCGGACAUGUGCCAUCCCGAAACGGGCGUCUGUAUCAACUGCAUGGAUAACACGCACGGAGACAAGUGCGACACGUGUCAGCCUGGUUACUAUGGUGAUGCAAUGUUAGGAACAUGUAAACCAUGUCCGUGCCCCGGCGGCACAUCAGGUAACAAGUUUGCUGAUUCGUGCGUGAAAUCGGAAUCGUCUGGCUGUCCUGACGGAAUCCGUUGCAACUGUGAACCGGGAUACGUCGGCUGUCGGUGUGAUCAGUGUGCAUUGGGAUACUACGGACAACCGAGGAUUCCGGGCGGACGUUGCAAUAACUGUUCCUGUACGAACAAUGGACCGCCGGGCGACUUGGAAAACUGCGACAAAGUGACGGGCAUAUGUAAAGUGUGUCUGUACAACACGACCGGCGAUCAGUGUAACGAGUGUAUUGAUGGUUUCCAUGGAGAUGCAUCAAAACGAGAGUGUCGACCUUGUGAUUGUGAUCCGUUGGGAUCACUGCAUGGAAAUUGCGAUCCAUUCAAUGGACGGUGUCACUGCAAUCCGAAUGUUGUAGGAGACAGAUGCGACCAAUGUGCUGAUGAUCAUUGGGGUUUCAGUCGGGGAUUGGGUUGUGUCCCUUGUCUGUGUUGCCCGGGGUCUGUCAACUCGCAGUGUGAUAUGGAAACCGGACGUUGCGAGUGCCGACCAAAUACCGGGGGAGAUGAUGAUCCUCGCUGCUGCUUUUGCAAGACAGGCUUCUGGAACUAUAGCACUACAGGGUGUCGAGCUUGCGACUGUGAUCGUCAAGGAAGCGAGGAAGGUGUAUGCGAUCCCGAGACUGGCACAUGUCUGUGUAAGUUGAACGUGCUUGGACCACGAUGUGAUAAAUGUCGUGAUGGAACGUCCGGUAUUCUUCCAUAUUGUGAGCCGUGUGGUGAAUGCUACGAGACGUGGCUGGUAGAGGUGGAGAGAGUAAGAGCCGAAGUCGUCAACUUGACGAACAAAGCAAAGGCAAUAACACAGCACGGUAGUCUAGGAGAAUACGAAGAAGAGUUGCAAGAAAUGGAAAGGAAAUUGAACGAAGCAGAGAGGAUCAUAAGAGAAGGAGCCGAUAGCCCAGAUAGAGUGGUGAUGUCACAGGAAAAACUGGAAUCUGUGGAGCUAAAACUGGGUGCUAUUAGAGGCCGUUUACGUUUACUAAACGACCGACUGGAAAAUACAUCACGUAGAAAUGACGUGGUCAGUUCUGACCUUGACAAUCUCGAGAAUACACUUAAAAUGGCUGAAGAUAACAUCACAGCUAUCAAAGAAGAAGCAGAUAUGAUCAACGGCACAAGUGUGGAUACUGUUAUUAAAGAAAUUCGUGCCGCUGGUGAGAAGUCACGUAGAGCUGCUGAUCGCGUCAACGCCACACGUGAUGUCGUCAACAAAGCCAACGGUCUGAAAGACAGUUCAGCCGGACUGGUUGGACCCAAGUUUGUGGACCAGCAGAAUGAGAAUCGCGCUCAGCUGUCAAACGCUCAAUCUGAUUUGAUGAGAUUCGACGAUUUGAUUCGUAAAACCAACGAAGAAGUUUGCGGCCAAACGGGAGAUGACUGUCAAACAUGUGGCGGUAUUGGCUGUGGUGGUGUGUGCGGCGGUUCCGGCUGUUCGGGUGCCGUCAACCGCACGCAAAUUGCAGAACAAAAUGCAAGACAAGCGCGCACUCAAGUUGAGGCAAAACUGAAACAAUCAGAAACGAUUAUAAAGCAGUUAGACGUCGCACGUCACACGUCCAAUCAAGCUCAAGUGAAUGCUACUCUAGCUGUUACUAGAGCAAAGGAGGCAGAGAAAGUGGCCAGUGAUGUGUAUAGGAAUGCGAGUCUUUUGUUAGAUCGACUUCUACAGUUCCAGAUGGGAGAUCGUGCUAAUCCUGAGGAUAUCAGGAGGGAAGUCGAUGCUGUCUUUGGUAUAAACCAUCUCCCUGUUGAUCAGAUGCAAAUGUUAGUGAACGAGACCAGACAGUUGUUGGAUGGCAUCGAUCCGGCACUGGUUGAAAAUGCUGAUUUGUAUAGUCAGUUACAUGCAAAUGUAUCCGCAGUUUGUGAAGAUGCUAAAGAUGCAGGAGUGCAGGCUGAAUUUACGGUGAAUGAUACUGAUGAAAUUGAAAAGAUUCUAAGCCAAGCUGCAAUGCAUCAGGAUGCAGCAGCAAGCAACAUCAGUACAGCGGAGCCUAAUGUCAUGAUGGCUAAUGAAACAUCGAAGAAAGCGUUUGCCAAGACAAUGGAAGCAAGUAGUGUGAGCACUCGUGUUCGUGCUCAGAUUACUCAAAUAGGAAGAGGAGCAGAGGAUGUGCGGGACAGGGCGAGUGACAAUCGAGGUGACAAGCUGCCUAAUGCAGAAACUGCUGUGAGAAUUGCACAGUCUGCACUGAAUAAUGUCCAGGAUGACAUCGAUGAAUUGAAACUAGACCUAACUCGAUUUCUUGGAAAUCUGGACAUGGCUAGUUCAGAGGCUCAGGCUGCAAUUAGUAGAGCAAACGAGAGCAAGAAAAAAGCAGAUGAUCUACUUGUUCAAGUGCAAGGAGACCAAACACAACUGCUUGCCUUUGAAAGGAGAGUGAAUGAAAACAACGCUACUAUCACCAAUUUGGAAGGAACAGCAGAACGUCUCUCCAAUACUAUUGACAAUCUUCUAAGAGAUAUCACCAGGAAGGCUGAUCAUCAUGCAUCUUGUCAACCGCCUGCGUAGAAGAUUUUAAAUAUUGUAGCUAAUGCAGUUUGAUUGUAGAGUUUUGAAGGUAAUUCAGACCAAAGACAUACUAGUGCACUUGAGUUGGUAGUUUAUGACGCAUUUAUGAUGCUCAUCAUGUGACAGUGUUUGGGUUAGGGAUAUCUAUUUGUAAUGGAGAGGGUUACUGGAUGUGUGGCCAGGUGUGCUGAUGAA